This is a messenger RNA of Branchiostoma floridae (Florida lancelet), 3724 nucleotides long. Its product is annotated as uroporphyrinogen-III synthase-like. Gene Ontology annotation, biological process: uroporphyrinogen III biosynthetic process. NCBI's taxonomy places the organism in Eukaryota, Metazoa, Chordata, Leptocardii, Amphioxiformes, Branchiostomatidae. Bases 140 to 928 code for a protein of 262 amino acids. Gene Ontology annotation, molecular function: uroporphyrinogen-III synthase activity. The transcript has 9 exons. The record is from RefSeq and is a predicted model, not a curated record.
AAUUAAGGUGAUAUAGUACUUAAGAGAAUCAUUUUUAAUUGGUUAGUCCACCCUCUAACGAAUAGGUUGUUCCAAAGGUCAACCCUGUAAUCAGCUGUGCAUGUUCAAAUGUUGCAGCCAGGUGGCUGUGCAAUAGGAGAUGGGGAUCCUUCUGCUUAGAGAACCUCGUGAGGGGAAGGGAACGGACCCUUAUGAACAGGAAUUUGUAGCAGCUGGUCUGCAGGUGAAAUCAGUAGAAGUGUUGAGUUUUGAGUUUUGCAAUCUUCCUGAGCUCAGAAGUCUUGUCAAGAAGCCUGAGGAAUUCUCAGGGAUGGUCUUCACCAGUCAGAGGUCAGUGGAAGCUGUGACGAGAUGUCUGCAGGAAGAGGAACAAAGCUUGCCAGAAGAAUGGAUCUGCAAGAGUACAUUUGUGGUGGGAACUGCAACAGCAGCAGCAGCCAGGAGCCUCGGCCUUACUCCAAGCGGUGAAGAAUGCGGGACGGCUACUCAACUGGCCGACCUCAUCACUCAAAAGUUUACAUCGAAUAGCAAGGCACUGCUGUUUCCCUGUGGGUUCAUGAGAAGAGAGACUUUGCCAUCGGCUCUUUCUGCUGCAAACAUACCAUUGACAGAGCUGAGAGUCUACCAGACUACUGCACAUCCUGACAUUGACAAGAGGCUUCAAGCGUAUAUAGCUGAGCAGGGAAUCCCAGAGUUCCUUGUGUUCUUCAGCCCAUCUGGAGUUAAAUUUUCCCAGCCUGCAUUGCAAAAACUAGCAGCCAGUGACCUCAGUAAGAUAAAGAUUGCUGCCAUCGGCCCCACCACAGCGGAGGCGAUGACCUCAGCUGGCCUGUCCGUAGCCUGUACAGCAGAGAAACCCAACCCACAGGCCUUGCUGGCUGCGAUCCAGGCUACCAUAGCUGCACAGGCCACCGAAGGUCCCACAUGAGGAACCCUCCUCUAAUAACUCUAGAUCAGACAAGUGCCUUCACACUCUUCACCCAGGAGGAGAACACCUGCCUCCCCAUGAGAGGAAUGAAAUUAUGGAUGCAUGUAAAUACAUGUAGGUCCUAGAGGGCCUACAUUUUAAUACUUAUUUUGUAUUUACAAUUAAAUGUACUUAAUUAUUAGCUAGUCUGUUAAAUUCAGCAUAAAUAGUUGUUGGUAAAUUACUCAUGAAGUAUAAUUUGUCACUUUUGCCCUACUUUGUAUGUUAUUUGUUAUCCUGAAUUCAACAUUAUGCAUGAUUCUUCUAUGAUGUAGUGGAAAGCCAUAUUUCCUCAAAGUCACAAUGAAGCACCUGGUUGUGUCGGCGUGAAUCACAGCCGAGUUUUGCUGGACACCCCGUGAAUACAGUGGAAACCUUUUGUAAGAAUAAGUCAAUGUACCGAUAAGUAUUGACAUUUCCUGAAUUUAACAUUAAGCAUUGUCGGUCCUCUAAAAUUUAAUGAUAACUGUUUCUAGGAUCCCCCCAUGCAGACCCUUGGCCUAACCCCUCUUCAUAUAAACUUAUAUGUUUUCCUUUUGUCGACUCAAUGUCUGAUUGUUCUUUAAGGUGUCAUAAACCCGGUCUGAAAGGAAUCAGUAUAUGAUCAUUAGAAAAUGGCCUAUGCCUCAAGUAAAGAUAUAGCAGGCAUCUAAAGAUAUAGCAGGCAUCUUUCUUUGUCGGUCCCAGAAUUUUCAAGAAGUGAGAUAGUUGUUUUAGGUAACAUCAAAGCAAAGUAGAAGCUGUGAGAGCUCCCUGCAGAAUGAGACAGAGCUCCUCCACAUUUACUGGCUUUCUCUGGCAUCCUCCAAUCCCCGCUGCAAUGUAAAACAGCGGAUCUGAUUGCACCUUGAUAGAGAGAAAUUCCCGAGGAGUUAGAGGCAUUAGGUGCCCUAAUACGUGGGUAUUCCUGGUAGCCUACCCCGAUGAACUCUGGUCGGCUCUUUGGUGUACCGUUUCGGCUGCAGCUCUGGGAUUGAACUUGACUGAGCUGUUUCUGCCUCUCCUUGGAAGACUACUUGAGGUAAACAUGUGUACAGGAAAGAGCAGCUUGCUGUGAAGGAUUUGCCCUGUGUGGCGUCUGUCAGCUUGUGAAAGACAAAGGAUUGUAGUCGCAGUACCGAACUUCAUUCUCCAAGGACGCAGAGUUUAACAGAUCUCCUUUGUGGCUUCCUCUUCGAGAAGCGCAGAAAAGUAGGAGAAUUUGCCCUGUAGGUUUUUUUGCGUCCACCAGAGGCAUGCCUUCCCUUGUGGUGUUGUUAUCUUUUGCACUAAGUCCCAGGAUGCCAUGUGUUGUUCUUUAUCUCAUGUAUCAUUCCUACCAGUGGUGGAGAGCAGUGUAUUGUAGAGGAGAGGAGGAUUGUAAGUUACAACCAUCCUCUCCUGUAAAAUACACGUUAGUUUCUCCUGCCUCCAAAAUACUGCAAAGUGAAAGCAUAGAAAUAUUACGUGAGGGUCUGCAUGGGGAGAUCCUGGCAAUGCUUUAAUAAUGAUUAAUCAAGGUGGGCAGACAAUGCUUUAAGAUAAACUCACUGUUAUUUGGAAGGAGUUCUUUGGAUUGUUCCAUUAUAUUCUGCCAUUGGGUCAUGCUAUAUGAAGAAUUCCUUUCUCUAUAACACUUUUAACAAUGAGUUCAGGAUAACUAAUAGCCGGUUAAGUAGAAUUAAAUCAACCAAUGACAUUUCAUUAAUAAUUUAUCAACAACGUUUAAUGUUGAAUUGGAGCGAGCAGCAAUGAUUAAUGGUGAAUAAAAAGUAGUUGCAGAAAAAGGCAUGUAGACCCUUAUUUAUGUCACUAAGAGACAACUGUGGUACCCCUCAACCCAUCCUGAAUACAUGUGCGUCACAGAUAUACAUCUCCAGAAUUACAAGUAUGCUAAUACCUGUUCACAUGAUUAGUCCAAGCAGACUGUAUGAGGAUGAUAUAACAACAUUGAUGACACAGGUUAAGAUAGUGAACAUUCUUUCCUGAUAGUGUCAACUGUUACUGUUGAUGUCUCGACUGAUGUUACAACACUGAAUGUUCCUAACAACAAGACAGUAUUUGUUUUUAUUCAUUCCCUCAAUUACAAGUGUACAUCAAAUUUAGUUCACGUUUAUGUAGAAAUUUGCAUGUUUUUAGGAUAUGUUUGAGUUGAGAGUACACUCAGACACCCAUAAAAUCUGUCCUUUAUGUACCUGGAGAGGAGGAGAGGAAAGCAGGUGGGACCCCAGCACACCUGUUGGCCCACCUGGUAUGUCAACAAUUCUCACAAUGUAGUUUGGGAACACGCCGUAAUCUGACAUGUCACUGAAGACGGGUAAUUUCCUGCCGACCCAUUCAGGCCUGGUAUGUACAAAAGUCGGCAAUUUCUCGGAUGAGCGGUAAUUUUGGAGAAACUGCGGAUGGGUGGAGAGUUCUGGACGUCAUCAUGGUUAAAUAUAGCUCUUUAGGAGUCUGUUGUAUUUACAUGUACAUCUGGGUGUGGUGGUAAUUGCACGACAAGUCGUGAGCUGACAAAGCAAAGGAAAUGAUCAUGGAAUAAAAUCCUAGCAUUGUCAUUAGUUGCAUUUCCUCACACACACAAGUGUACAAACAAAUGUAGAAGGGAAAAAACACUGAAAGUAGCUGAUACUGAGGGUUCAGUAUGAGUGUGCACCUACCCCCCUAAUUUCGAAGUGUACUCUAAGCUAGUCUGUGGGUGUGUUUCAACUAAUGUAUUGAAAAAAUUGUAUUAUAUAACAAAUGUUGAUGUAUAAAGGAACAUUUUUUUAAGAACAA